Messenger RNA from Eutrema salsugineum, 1581 nucleotides. RefSeq names its product heavy metal-associated isoprenylated plant protein 6. Gene Ontology annotation, molecular function: metal ion binding. The transcript is spliced from 5 exons. The coding region runs from base 109 to 1266 and encodes 385 amino acids. Lineage: Eukaryota; Viridiplantae; Streptophyta; Magnoliopsida; Brassicales; Brassicaceae. The record is from RefSeq and is a predicted model, not a curated record.
CUCCAAACCAAAACAAAAUAUUCUCUCGGUUUAUUUCUUCCAGAGAGUAUAUUCAGAAGAAUUCUUCCAAAAAAGGAAAUAUCAAAAUCCUGAUUCUAUCUAACUACGAUGGGCGAGAAAAAGGAAGAAACGGCGACGAAACCUGAAGGAGAGAAGAAGCCGGUCGAUGCGAAAAAGGGAGAUGGUGGAGUCACCGUCGUUAUGAAGCUUGAUAUGCAUUGCGAAGGUUGCGGGAAGAAAAUCAAACGACUCUUGAAGCAUUACAAAGGCGUGCAAGAUGUGAAGAUUGAUUACGCGGCCAACAAAUUGACGGUGAUCGGAAACGUAGAUCCAGCGGCAGUUCGGGACAAAGUCGCCGAUAGAAUUAAGAGAAAGGUCGAACUUGUCUCUACAGUGGCGCCGAAGAAAGAGGCUCCUCCUCCUUCGGGCGGUGGAGGCGGUGAAAAGAAGCCGGCGGAUGAGAAACCUGCUGAGAAGAAGCUCGCCGAUGAGAAACCCGCCGAGAAGAAAGAUGAGAAGAAGAAAGAGGAAGGAGAGAAGAAAGCAGCAGCUCCUGCUCCACCAAAAGAGAGUACGGUGGUUCUGAAGACGAAAUUACAUUGUGAAGGUUGUGAACACAAAAUCAAAAGAAUAGUCAACAAAAUUAAGGGGGUUAAUUCAGUCGCCAUUGAUAGUGCCAAGGAUUUGGUGAUAGUCAAGGGAAUAAUAGACGUGAAACAACUCACUCCUUAUCUCAACGAGAAGCUUAAACGCACAGUCGAAGUUGUUCCGCCGAAAAAAGAGGACGGAGCCACCGUGGCAGCGGCGGCGGCUCCAGCAGGCGGCGAGAAGAAGGACAAAGGUGCUGGCGAAAAGAAAGAGGUAAAAGAUGUCGGAGAAAAGAAGGACGGUGGUGGCGAAAAGAAGAAAGAAGUCGCCGCAGCAGGAGGAGGAGACGGUGGUGCUACGGUGGAUGUGAAGAAAUCGGAGUACAACGGUUACGGUUAUCCACCACAGCCGAUGUAUUACUACCCACCAGGACAAGUGUACGGUCAACAUUACAUGAUGCAAGGUCAAUCAUCUCAAUCGUAUGUACAAGAGCCGUAUACGAACCAAGGAUACGUACACGAAUCGUAUACGAAUCAAAGAUACGGCCAAGGGUAUGGACAAGAAGUGCCGCCACCACCACCGUAUAAGAACCACCAAGGGUAUGCAGAUCCUUACGCUCACAUGCGUGCGCCUGAGAUGUUCAGUGAUGAGAAUCCAAAUGGUUGUUCUGUGAUGUGAGUAAAACGAGAGGGGAGGAAAUUGUAAAUAACUCAGAAAUAUAGGGGGAGAAUGGUAAAUUUGACAAAAUUUUAUACUACGAAAGCACGGAAACUUCCGAGUCCGGUAAUCUAAACCGGCGAGAUUGGCCGGGUAGAACCGGUUUUUGAGAGGCGAAGAUUGGGUUGAUUUGUUGGUUGGUUAGACUUUAUAGAUACCUGUAUAUUAGUUUCUACUACGUACUAUAAGAUCGGAUCCUCCUCUGUUUUAUAACGUUUGUUGUGCUAUGUACUAAUAUUCAAGUGAUCGUAAUGAAAAAUGAUGUUUUUGGUAUUU